AUGUUUAAAAAGGCGAGAUUUAUUUUUUGUUUUUACCGUCGGACUUUGAUUGCCAAAGUUUAUGGGAAUGGUGAUGAUGUGAUUUGUCAAGCAUAUAGCAGUCUUAAAGUGGGAGUACCAUCUUCAGCAAUAUUGAAUGUACAAAGCGAACAACUUGCUGUUGGCCGUGAGACACCAAUUUAUCCUUUAUUUUCUGAGGGAGAUCUAUUUUCUUUCUAUGGGCUAUGCAAAGAUUAUGAGUGGACUAUAGAAAAUGAAGAGGUGUUAACGUUUGGGGUCCCGCUGGUUGGUUCAGAGGCAGUUCAGCGCUUUAAUUAUGUGGAUAAGGAAAAACUUAGUUUUAUCAAUGUCCUCUAUGGACGGUACACUUCUAUUAAUGAAAAUUACCGUCAUCUUUCUUUUAUGGAAACCCAUCAUCAUCAUGUUAUUUAUUUACUGCUUCAUGUAACCAACAAAUUAUGACUGUGCACUUGAAAC
Molecule: messenger RNA, 477 nt
Organism: Hibiscus syriacus
Lineage: Eukaryota; Viridiplantae; Streptophyta; Magnoliopsida; Malvales; Malvaceae
Product: nuclear pore complex protein GP210-like
Exons: 4
Coding region: 1-462 (153 amino acids)
Source: RefSeq, a predicted model, not a curated record